UCUGUUCUUUUAUUAGGAAAAAGAAUCUUUUUUGGUUGGUUACUGCAGAGCCUUGAUGAAAUUUAGGUUUGAAUGCAUUAUUGUCAGGGAUAAAGAGGAGAGGUUUCUUGCUAAUUUGAGAACAUUGGGUCAAGCCUCAGCUAGCAGGCUGGCAAGUUAACAUCCCAGUUUUGGUUUCCCAUUGACUGUCCACAGUCCAAGCCCCGGCUUGGCUAGUCAGGCUUGUGGAGAGUUAGAUGGAGCAUGAUCUUAUUGAGCAGCAAGUGCCUUCAGGUACUCUGAAGGGCAUAAUUUUCAAUAUCUUAUCGGAGACUGAUGCAGCCAAAUUGGCAGCUAAGGUUAUUGGAGUAGUGAAUGAAGUAACAGAUCCUGCAUUGGGGUUUCCGAAUCCAAUCUUUGAGUGCUCCACCUGUGGUGCAAAAGAUGGGAAAAAAUGUGAAGGUCAUUUUGGACUAAUAAACUUCCCGUUCACAAUACUCAAUCCUUAUUUCAUAUCAGAGGUUGCAAAGAUCCUGAACAAAGUAUGUCCGGGAUGUAAAUCUGUGCGGCGUGAUAAGGUCAAGGUCAGAUGCGCUAUUUUUCAAAAAAAGAAAUUCCAAGCUAUUAUGGUAGUUGGUACUUCACAUUCGACACAUCGAUAUUGCUGCUGUUCUUUUUGCUCCCAGGGUGAAAGUUCUUUGCUUUGCCUUUUCCAGGGUGCUGAUACGACAUCUGCCUGCAAUUACUGUGAUGGAAUUUUAAGAGGUUAUCCACCAAUGAAAUUUAAAGUAUCUCCUAAAGACAUGUUUGGAAGGACUGCCAUUAUUGCAGAAGUGAGCGAAAAGAAGCUUCAGCAAACUUCUGGAGGAAGUUUGGCUUCUGACUAUUGGAAUUUUAUCCCAGAUGAUGCACAACAAGAUGCAAGUUUAAAUUCUUCAAAGUACAAAAAAGUUUUAACACAUGCUCAGGUAACAAAAUUUCUUAAGAUUAAUUUUUUUGGGGAGGUAAAACUUCUAGUUGCUGUUUUUCGUUUCAUGAUAUAUUUUAUGUGGUUAAAUGGAAAAAAAGAUGAGAGUUGUUGGGGGUGGGGUUNCGAAUUUGGGCAGCACAUGAUAUUUGAUGAGAGUAAUAGGCUUUACAGAAAGCUGAUUGACUUCAGAGGGACAGCAAAUGACUUGAGCAUGUGUGUUUUUAAUAGAAUUAAAGUUUCCAAGAUACGUGCAGAGAGGUCACUAACCAACGAUCCUAAUGCCCCUGCUACUGGUUUGAAGUAUGUGAAAGAACUGGUUCUGGCAAAACGCACUAACCAUGCUUUCCGCAUGGUUGUGGUUGGUGAUCCCAACAUAAAGCUAGGUGAGAUUGGUAUUCCGUGUCAUGUUGCAGAGGAUCUCCAUAUGGCGGAACCCCUAAGUUCACGGAAUUGGGAAAAGUUGACUGAUCACUGUGAUCUUAUGAUUCUUCAGAAGGGAGCGAUUCACGUUCGUAGAAAUGGUGUCUUAGUUCGUAUUAGUGUAAUGGAUCAGUUGCAGAGAGGGGAUAUAAUAUAUAGACCUCUAAUUGAUGGAGAUGUUGUGUUGAUAAAUCGACCUCCAUCUAUUCAUCAACACUCACUAAUUGCUCUGUCUGUUAGGAUUCUUCCAAUAAUUUCUGUUCUUUCAAUCAAUCCUCUUGUGUGUUCUCCAUUCCGUGGGGAUUUUGAUGGUGAUUGCCUUCAUGGUUAUGUUCCGCAAUCAAUCGAUUCUAGGGUUGAGCUUAGUGAGCUUGUUGGUCUGAAUCGGCAGCUUAUUGAUGGACAGAGUGGUCAAAAUCUUCUUUCGUUAAGUCAUGACAGCUUAACUGCUGCUCAUUUAAUUUUGGAAGAAGGAGUUUUCUUGGACCGCUUUCAGAUGCAGCAGCUACAAAUGUUUUGUCCUCAUCAAGUGGGGAUGCCUGCUAUUGUACGAGCACCAUCAAGAAACAGGAGUUAUUGGACUGGGAAACAGUUAUUCGGCUUGUUUUUGCCAUCAGACCUUGACUGUGAUUUUCCAUCAAAUGGCGUCUGUAUUAGUGAUGGGGAGAUUGUGACAUCUUCUGGUGGGUCGUCUUGGCUGCGUGAUGCCAGUGAAGAUCUCUUUUAUAGUCUUGUUAAACACCAUGGAGGUGACACUCUUGACCUCCUUUAUGCUGCACAAGCAGUUCUUUGUGAGUGGUUGUCAAUGAGGGGUCUUAGUGUUUCAUUGUCCGAUCUUUACAUCUCUUCUGAUCCAUAUUCCCGAGAAAAUAUGAUUGAUGAAGUCUUUUGUGGUUUGCAAGAGGCAGAGCGACUAUCUUAUGUCCAACUGCUGAUGACGAGGUAUAAUCACGAUUUCCUUGCUGGAAGCCUAGAAGUAAGCCAGAAAGCCAUGGGUUUUGAUUUGGAGUUUAUGUCUAUCAUGCUGCAGAAGUCAGCUUCUCUGAGUCAAGCUUCUGUUACUGCUUUCAAGCAAGUUUUCCGGGAUAUCCAGAAUUUAGUAUAUAAUUAUGCAAGCAAGGAGAAUUCGUUUCUGGCUAUGUUAAAAGCUGGGAGUAAGGGCAACCUGCUAAAACUGGUCCAACACAGCAUGUGUCUUGGUUUGCAGCAGUCUUUGGUUCCGUUAUCAUUUAGAAUGCCGCGUCAACUUUCUUGUGAUGCAUGGAAUAAUCAUAAAGCACAUCUUCCUUUUGAGAAAGCUCAUAAUGUUCCUGAACGUCCUGGUUCUUACAUCCCGUGUGCUGUGGUUGAGAAUUCAUUUCUUGCGGGUUUGAAUCCUCUAGAGUGUUUUGUGCAUUCAUUGACAACCCGUGAUAGUUCUUUUAGUGGACAUGCUGAUGUUUCUGGAACAUUGAACCGUAAGCUUAUGUUUUUCAUGCGUGAUCUGUACAUUGGAUAUGAUGGAACAGUGAGAAAUGCUUAUGGGAAUCAAAUUGUGCAGUUCUCUUACUACAACACAGACCAAAUUGCUUCUACAUAUAACCGUGCUUCUCAUGCAAUUGGUGGCCAUCCUGUUGGUUCAUUGGCAGCCUGUGCCAUUUCUGAAGCUGCAUACAGUGCUUUGGAUCUACCUAUCGGUGCACUUGAGCCAUCACCUUUACUCAACCUAAAGAAAAUACUGGAAGCUGGAGUAAAGAGUAAUAGUAGCGAGAAAACUGCAUCUCUGUUUCUUUCGAAAAGACUUGGCAGAUGGGCUCAUGGUUUUGAAUAUGGAGCUUUAGAGGUCAAGGGUCAUCUAGAAAGGCUUCUUCUUUCAGAUAUUGUUUCGACCGUAAUGAUAUGCUUCUCCCCUGGAACAUAUAAAAGCACUCACAGUAGUCCCUGGGUUUGUCAUUUUCAUAUAGAUAAGGAAUAUGUGAAGACAAGAAGGCUGAAGCUGAAAUCAGUAAUAGAUGCUCUUAACAUGAGAUAUCGAUCAACUAGAAUGGAAGCUGGAAUAGAUCUUCCAAGCCUGCAUAUAACAUGCAAGGAUUGUUCCGUCGCUGAAAUGCAAAAAGCGAAUUCCAAAAUUUGCAUUGCAGUUGCUGUGGUUGAGACCUCAAAAGAUUCUUUUUCACUACUGGAUACACUUCGUGAUUUGGUGAUUCCAUUCCUUCUUGAGACUGUGAUCAAAGGUUUCUCCGCAUUUAAAAAAGUUGAUAUCUUAUGGAGAGAGUUGCCAAGUACAUCAAAAUCUUCCAGAGGCUCUACCGGGGAACUAUAUUUGCAGGUCUUUAUGUCAGAAAGUUGUGAUCGGAACAACUUUUGGAAUGCACUUGUGGAUAGUUGCCUCCAUAUAAUGGAUUUGAUUGAUUGGGAGUGGAGUCAUCCCGAUAACGUCCAUGAUCUGACUGUAGCCUAUGGAGUUGAUGUAGCAUGGAAGUACUUUCUACGUAAUCUGAAUUCUGCCGUCUCUGAAACUGGCAAGAAAAUCCUUCCGGAACACUUGGUACUUGCAGCAGAUUGUCUCACAGCUACAGGGGAAUUUGUUCCGUUGAAUACAAAAGGUCUGGCGCAGCAAAGAAAGUGUGCUGGUGUUAUUUCACCAUUUAUGCAAGCCUGCUUUUCGCAUCCCGGGGACUCUUUUGUUAGGGCUGCCAAGACAGAAUUAAGUGAUGAUCUUCAAGGAAGUCUGGAAGCAUUGGCGUGGGGAAAAACCCCUUCCACAGGGACUGGUUUUUCAUUCGACAUUAUCUAUUCUGGAAAGGGAUAUGAGCCUGCUGCACCAACAGAUGUGUAUGCUCUGCUGGGCAACCAUGUCACAUCAAAUAAGCAACAGGUGAAGGUCACUCUUGACGAAGACAAUGAAACGGCUGACAAGGCUCUUGCACGACGUCUUUGUAAACUUGAUGAUCUCAAUACAAAGAGAUGUAAAAGCCAGUGGUCAAUUGCAAAUUUGAGAAGUUUCCUUUCAUUCAACGGCAUAAAGAAGCUCUCUCAGGCAUUGAAGCAAAUGCUGUCCAAAUAUGCUAUUGAUCGCGAGUUAAGUGAAGCAGACAAGUCCAUAGUAAUGAUGGCAUUGCAUUUUCAUCCCAGAAGGAGUGAGAAGAUCGGAAAAGGAGCAAUGGAAAUAAAGAUUGGUUACCACAAAGAAUAUGAAGAUUCCCGCUGCUUUAUGUUGGUACGUACAGAUGGAACAGUUGAAGACUUCUCGUAUCGUAAGUGUCUACAACAUGCUCUGGAACUGAUCGCUCCUCAAAAGGCAAAAACCUAUAAAUGGUUGAAUGGAGCAUCAUGUGGUCCCACUGCCUCAACCUUGCAAAAUGAGGUCAAGUAAAAUGGUAAAGGCCUUUGAUAAACUAAAAUAAAGACGUGUUAUAUUCACUUGUUUACGGAUAUGUAUGUAUAAGGUGGUGUAUGUAAGUAUCUGGUACAAGUACAUUUUUGCCACUUUUGAACAGGCCACACCCGUCAGACAAGGUAAGUAGGCAACUGAAGUAUUCGUGUAACAUAGUUGUACUAAAUACGCGAACCAAUUUAGGAUACCCCGUUAUCUUAUGCUUCUUUUUGCUGCUCCCACUAAGGUUUGUUUGCCUUUCAUAAGGUCUAAGGCAAAGGGAAAUUAGUGGGAGUAGCAACGAAAAGCUCUGAGGGGCUAUGCAUUUCCUUUGUUGUAUCAGUAGAAUGUUUCAUCAAUGAAAACAUUUUAAUCUUCUAGUA
Nicotiana tabacum (common tobacco) is the source of this 5107-nucleotide messenger RNA. The record is from RefSeq and is a predicted model, not a curated record. Lineage: Eukaryota; Viridiplantae; Streptophyta; Magnoliopsida; Solanales; Solanaceae.